Messenger RNA from Xenopus tropicalis (tropical clawed frog), 7085 nucleotides. RefSeq names its product zinc finger protein 569 (gene znf324b). Gene Ontology annotation, cellular component: nucleus. Bases 925 to 2514 code for a protein of 529 amino acids. Lineage: Eukaryota; Metazoa; Chordata; Amphibia; Anura; Pipidae. Gene Ontology annotation, biological process: regulation of DNA-templated transcription. The record is from RefSeq and is a predicted model, not a curated record. The transcript is spliced from 11 exons.
GUACUGUUUGCGCCAUACAUUCGCUUCCUAGUCUUGGUUCCGGCGCUCCACGGCCCAUUGCUGCCUUGCUGCGCUUUACUUCGCCCUCCCCAUCCUUGGCAGCGUUCUCCUUCUCUCCAGCCCUCACGCCUCCCCCGGCAGCAGCACUCCUCCUCCUAUUCUUGCUCUCUUGGAGUCUCAGUUCUGUGUGUGUCAGGCAGCGCAGGUCCCGCCCCCAUCCCUGGCCCUUCGCGCUGCAGAGAAAGGCCUGUGCCACACAGGGGGGUGCAGUUUAUAUUGGGACGGGGGUUCCGCUCUGUUCAUGCCCUUUUUAUAACAUCUCUUCCAGCUCAGGGAGAUUCUGACUUCCCAACUCUUCUGCACUUCUAGUGUUACCAGCAGCACCCAUAGAAGCCCUAAGGUGGGGGGUUUAGGCCUUUAUUAACGUGGGACACCUUGUGGUGGGGAAUGAAUGCAGUUAGCUUCUAGUCCUGCCCAGCACCGUCAUAUAUAUAUAGUGCUCCCUGACCCUGGCAUUAAAGAGGAGGCGUGGCCAUGUUAUUUGGGCAUGCACCCCCAUUACCUUACUUCUACCUUUUGCUUCAGGCUAGUCCAUGUAGCUUCUUCAGCCUUUUUUCCAUGAAUGUUUUCCUUAUCCAUUCACAGCAUAACUGUUGCUUGCAUUGGGGCCCCAUAUCUGGCUAGUCUUCUGUGGUAUUGCCCUAAUGGAAUAAGCCUCAGAUCUAUUGAUGCAGCUGGGAAGGGAGGUCAGGCAUGGAGUGAAGCUCAGAUGGCAGCAUCAGGAUUGCUGUAAAAAAUAUAAGACAGGGCUUCACUGAGCGUAUAUGUUACUUGUUGCAGUUUUUUUUUUUUUAUUCGCUGAUCACUCAACUGACUGCAGCUUUUGACUUCAAAGAAGAUUUGUUAUAAGUAGCAAGUGAAAUUAUGGCAGGCCAUGUUUCUCCAAAGGUAAUAUUUCGAGAUGUUGCUGUUUAUUUCUCAGAAAAGGAGUGGGAUCUCCUUGAAGGAUGGCAGCGAGACCUUUACACUGGCGUGAUAAAAGAAAUUCAUGGAAUUCUCAUAUCCCUCGGAUUUAUUAUUCUUAAUCCAAACAACUUCUUAAGGAUUCAGCCAGAAGAUGAACCAUGUCUGAAAAGUCGUAAUGUGUUGGAAAGAAAUGAAAGCAUAAAUAUCACAGAGCCUGACUGUGGUUUGGUGAAUCCUGAUAUUUUAUUAACUGUCCAGCUUGGUGAAAAGCAGCAUGUUGCAGAUACUUAUGAAGAGAAUGGAGGAAGAAAUGUGUCAUUGCCUAGCACAAGCAAGUUCAUUGACAAGUUUGGUGAAUAUACUGCUGUCAAGCAGGAAGCCCAUCUAGCAGAUUAUACAAGUAUUCCCAAUGUAAAACCACUGAAUAGCCCAAAAAAACGUUAUCCUUGUAAUGAACCAGUAUUGCGAAGGGUCAGUAUUCAGGAACAACCAUCCAAUAGCUUGCAUUUGGAACUGAAACGUGGGAUCAGAUAUUCUACUGUGCAGGGAAACAGAGCAUCUACCUCUGGUUUAAGCAAGCCAAACGCUGUUGCAGUACCAGGAAAGUUCAUUAUCAAGAAGCCAUACAAUAUGUGCGACAAGAACUUCAAUGUAAAAGCAUACCCAAAAAUUGAACCUCUAACUUUAAAAGUUAAAUCAAAAGAACUACCAUCUAACACUGAAAAUGUUAGCUUGGAAGGAAGAAAAAUGGUUAACUAUAUAAAUGUAGAUGAAACCAUCAGUGAGAGACAAGUCACUCAGAAACUCAACUUAGGAAAUAUACCUUUGAAAAACAAAGGAAAAGUUCAAUACAAUUUGAAAAGUAGCGGGUACUGCCAAAGAAUGUUGAGAUGGUCAAUCACUCAAAAGGAAGAAGUGACACAAAAGCGAUAUUUAGCUGGAGCUCAAGUUUCUAAAGAGCCCGAAAGAAGCUUUAACUGCACCGAAUGUGGAAAGAGAUUCUUAAAAUUAUCUGACCUUAGGCUUCAUCAGGGAAGCCAUAGAAUAAAAAUCAAACAAUUAAACGGUUGUGUUAUUCAACUAAAAAGCCAUCAGAAUGUACAGGCAAGUCAGCGGCUGUCCAUUGAGCAGAAAAAUUCAAAUACAGGUUCACCCAAAAACAUAUCUGGGGCCAAGUCAUUAACGUGUGCUGUUUAUGGUAAGAAUGUCAGCCCCAACACCCAUGUUGUGCCGCAUCAAAAAACACUUGUAAGAGAGAGACGGUUUGUAUGUAAAUUCUGUGGAAAACGGUUUCAAAACAACAGUAACCUUAUUGGGCAUGAAAGAAUUCACACAGGUGAGAAACCCUUUGAAUGCCCAGAAUGCGGCAAAAGCUUCAGCCAGAAAGCCAACCUUACAACUCACCAAAGGCUUCACACUGGCGAACGGCCCUUUGUAUGUAUUACUUGUGGGAAGGGCUUUGCACAGAAGAUUAACCUGCUAACACACGAGCAAACGCACGCAAAGAAAAAAAAGAAAGUCGAUGGCAAACACAUCAUGAUCAAUUGAUCGACAUUGCUUCAGGAUCUGGCUGAUUCAAUAAACAGAAGAGACAUUUUCAGCUGUGAUAACCAUAAAGUGCCUGGAAAGUGGUUGCUCCAUUUCACACAAAGUCUACUUAUUUUUUGAAUAAAACCUACAUGGUUCCUGCGAUGGCUAAUUUUACUGUUGGUCUAGUUUAGGACUAGUAUUGACAGGUGCUACUUUAAAAGGGUAGGUAUCACUGGGAAGUUGCUCAAAACUGCCUGCAUAGGUGUCCCCAGAUAUCCUUAUAAUAUGUCAAAAAGGCCAUAUACCUCACUCCUUCCAUAGGAGGAAAUGAAACAAGCACUUGUCUUGCAUUUUACCCGUUUCCUUUUUUUUUUUUUUUGCGAGUGAAUAAAAACAUUAGUCAUUUCUUCUAUCGUACUUGCAUACAGCUACCCAUCUGUUCCCCUCCUAUACAGCAUGCUCUGUUUUCUUUGCAGUCUUGGAAAAGACUUUCUUUGAGAUAUUAUAGUCUCUUGGGUCACCUUUGAAUGGAAUAUAUGAGAUAUUUAUCAUCUUGAUUCGGAUUUUUUUUUAUCCUGUGCAAAUUAUGUCCCCCCAGCAGAAAUAGGCAAGGCUGCUUCCACAGAUGUGGAAAAGGAUAUACUGUUAAGUUUGUGCAUGCCAAGGUCUUUUCUGCUGUUUCUAGAAAUCUUGGGCAUGCACCUCACACACUCCAGAAAGAUCAGCAGCAGAACACAUGACGACAUGUGCAAAUGCUGCAACAGAGCCCUGCCAGUGUUAUUACUGACACUUCUGUACACAGUUGUCUUUGUACACAAACCUUUCCCAACCCCCCAAGUAACAAAAAAGUUCAAAUAAAUUCCCAGUAAUACUUUCCCUUUUUACAAAGCAACGAUGCAUAAGGAAGAAAGUACCUCAGAAAUGAAAGUAUUUUAGAACAUUCUAAAAUAUGACUCAUUCUCUCCAAUGUUUUCUAGCCUUACAGUUACAGAAUAUAUUUCCAGUUUGUGUAUAUAUCUAUAUAUAAGAUGAUGUUUCUGAUAUCCUUGAAACAAACCGAAUAUCAUCAUAUUGUUAAAAACCUAGAGAAACCUCUACUUUUGUUUUAGAGAAAUGCCUUGGAACUUGUAGACAUGGGAAAACUAUUUAUUGUGUGUUAGACAUUUUAAGUUGGGUGUUCAGGACUUUGGGAGUUUUAGUCCCCUGUGGAAUCAAGUUGAUAGUGCAGUAGUAGUCCUAAUAGUAGGUGAAGCUACAAAAAAAAAAAUCUCCAUGUUUUAAUGGUGUGUUCAUUUCGAUUGGUCUGCUAAGGUCAUGGUCACUGGACUAAAGACCUGGGGGGGUGGGGCAAUUGGCUGUCCGAAUAUUUGAAAGCAAUGUGAAUAUGUAAUUCUGCUGAGCUGAUGUUGUGGAUAAUGCCAAACAAGCUAGAAGCUAUCAGCUGUGGUUAAUGCUGGCAGCUAUCAGCCAGGAAAAAGCUGUACUGCAAACAUUUUCCUUGGUCUAGCUUACUAAGCAAUGAGAGAUGUCUUAACAGACCUCCUUCGACCAUGAUUGGGUCGUAGUGAAUGUACAACCAGUGUUUGCAGUGGCUUAUUUUAAAAAUACAUACUAAGAUUAUCUGACGCGGCUAUAUUAUUAAGGAAACACUAAGUUAGUUGUGAAAGACAUUACUUCAGCUAUGCGGACACUGAGCACAUAUGAGUAGGGCAUGUUACCUCUGAAAUAGCCUAUAAGGUGUGCAUGUCUUCCUGCCAAAGACCCAAUGGUUAUUUUAAUGCAGUCAUUUUAUUUACACAUCACAUUAAAGUGAUAUAUAUGAUAAAUAUAUAUAUAAAGUUUUUGGAGUUCUACUGUUCCAAUGAAUGAUUCAAGACAAGUCCUUCUGCUUUUCAGUGGUACGCUAUUCUAAGCAGAUUUCAUUUAGAUUUUGUUCUUGUUUCUGUUCGAUGACACAUAUGAGAAUGUUCCUCUGCACAGUGCCUCUUUAUCUGAAUAUGAACCCUUCAUGUAUCUUGGUAAAGCAGCCAUAGCCACCUUUGUUUUCCUUUGAAAGAUUUAAUGGGGCCAAAGAAAGAACUUUUAGUAGCCCUUCUAUAAAUCGGAAAAUUCACUGCCACCAUACUUGUAAACGGACAGAGUGCAAAGCCAAAUACUAGUAUCCAGAAUAUCAGGGAAAAUCAUUUUGGCUUCACCAACCUCAAUUAUUGGCAGUUUAAAGCAGAAUCUGUUCUUUUAUCAUAUUGAAUGAAGUGACUGCCUGCAGAUCUUCUGCUGGGUGCCCAUGUUGUCUCUACUCCUCUGCCUACCUUUUAUUGUCAUGAUUGUUAGGGUAUAGCUCUUGGCUAUAAAUCAGGGAAAGCCAACUUAAGGCUCAACAGUUGUUGCAGUGCUCCAUUGUUCAUCUCCUAACAGUUGUAAGCGGCACCAGAAGAGCCACAGGAUAUCUAACACUGCUGGCAACGGCCUUUAGGUUGUUGAAAUGAUUCCACAUUCUCCUAGUGAUCUGGAUGUCGGAUGCUACUGCACUAUUGACAGUGGGUUCCUCCCAUACUGUUAAAUUGCUGGGUUCUAACUGUAAAUGAUUCCAGGUUUUACAUUGUUGUAAUAUAAAUGAAGAAUGGUAUGAACAUAAAUGUGCAUUUGUUCAACGUCUUUGUUACUUUUUCUCUCAAAUCAUUAUGCACAGAAUACCUUACUGCAGAUUCUCUACCAUUUCAUCCGUACAUGCAGUCAACCGCGGCCAUUUGCUUUCAUGUAUAGCUUCAACAGAGCUCUAAUAGCAAUGUAUGCUGGGUCAGGCCUUGGAACCUGCAUUUGGAGCUUCUGUUAAAUGCAGCUACCUGUGGAUAUAUGGGAUUGUAUUGAAAGGACGGCAUAAAAACUGCUGAUUUGUCUUAUAUGCAAACAGUUAUGGUUGUUCAUGUUUGGAAUAUGUUGUCAAUGCUUGAAUAAAGAGCCGGUAUUAAAUUGUUCAAACUGGGAUUAGUUUAAGAUGUGAAAAGGGAUAGUGCUUUUUGGUUUUGAUUUUUGUUACCUUUUGCUUGACUACACUGCACCUUGUUACUUUGCUUUUGAACUUCUUUCUGCCAUUUGCACUGGAAAUGUUACAGUAUUUCUCAGUCAUGGAAAUAUUCGAUUCCUUACCAUAUUUAUGAUGCCCAGCUAACCCAGUAUAGAGUUGCUAUUAAGCAGCUGAUCUAUACCCUGACAUAGCACUGCAGUGUUGGGCAGUACAUGUGCUGACACAGAUUUAUGGUAUGUCCCUACAGGUUGUAAGAAAAGGUAGAGAGAUGUCCUUGCUAUGGAGAGAUCCCUUGAGUUGGCUACCUCAAAAUGGUGGCUGGGGAUGGUUAGGGGAAUACAACCCAAAAGUAGUGCUAUACAGGGAGAUAGGGAAUGUUGGAUUAGAAAAAGGUGUACAUUCACAUUUUUAAAGGAAAACUAUACCACCAAGAUGAAUAAUUUAAUAAACAGUUUAAAUUAUAUUAAGUGCCAUAAUAAAGAAUCUCGCCAAACUGGAAUAUAUAUAUAUCAGUAAAUAUUGCCCUUUUACAUCCUUUACCUUGAGUCACCAUUUAGUGAUGGGCUGUGUGCUCCCUCAGAGAUCACCUGACAGGAAAUAAUGCAGCUCUAACGGGAAGUAGUGUGAGUGUAGAACACAGCACUUUGUCCAUUAAUUGACUGAUGUAACCUAACAUGUAUGUGUUUGUGUGCCCUGUGAAUUGUAUGAUCCCUGGGGGUGAUCCUAAUUUUCCAUUUAGUAUAACCCAAUGACACACACCCCCUGAAAAAGUACAUUUUCGUCAAAAUUUUUGAAGAAAGGUUUUACAUAUAAACAGUUUUAUUCAGUAUAGAGAGUCCUACAUUAUUUGGGGUAUAGUUUUCCUUUGAGCACAUUAUACAUCACCACAAAGUUAAAGCCGGUGAUAAAUGAUAGUAAGAGAGAUGCACAUAAUCUGCUUAAUAGUGGGCUACAUUGAUUUUAAACUUCCAUUGCUGGAGGUCAGAAAGUGAAUCCAGGCCUCCUUAGGAAUGGCUUCAUCAAUUUACUUGGGUCCAGAAUAAACCCACUGCAUAGAAUCCUGGGCAGCUCAGUUGCAACGUAUUAUUUAGUCUCCCACAUUUCAUUCUUUGUACUCUUCCAAACUUUGGGUGGGAUUUAAAUUGCAACAAUUUGGGGCCUUUUCCCCACUUUUGAUUUAAUUUCUUUGCUUAAAUCUUUUUUUUCCCAUGCCCCUUUUCUCAAACACACAAAACCAAAAUAAUAUAUAUAUAAUAUAUAUAUAUAUAUAUGCAAAGCAUCUCUGUUUCUUGUUUCUCUUUUAAAUUAUUUUACUGUUUUUACUGCUAUCCAUUUAUUUGUCUGUAACAUUGUCAUUCUUCUUUCCAGCACAAACACACACACACAUUUAACGCAUGUUAAGUGUCUUCUUUGUGUGAAAUUAAUAGAAUUCAAGGUACUUUAGAAGGAGCUUGUUUGCUGUUCUAUAAACUUCCCAUUUAGAAAGAGUGCUUACUAGAAUCUUUAUGAUUAACGUGUCAGAAGUGCUGUAAUAUCUUCCAAUAAACAGUUUUGUUAUCAAUUG